Messenger RNA from Brassica oleracea var. oleracea, 1902 nucleotides. Its product is annotated as calcium-dependent protein kinase 30. Gene Ontology annotation, cellular component: nucleus; cytoplasm. Gene Ontology annotation, biological process: intracellular signal transduction; peptidyl-serine phosphorylation; protein autophosphorylation. The record is from RefSeq and is a predicted model, not a curated record. NCBI's taxonomy places the organism in Eukaryota, Viridiplantae, Streptophyta, Magnoliopsida, Brassicales, Brassicaceae. Bases 1 to 1644 code for a protein of 547 amino acids. The transcript is spliced from 7 exons. Gene Ontology annotation, molecular function: calcium ion binding; calcium/calmodulin-dependent protein kinase activity; ATP binding.
AUGGGUAACUGCAUCGCCUGCGUCAACUUUGACCCUGAAGCAGACUCAAAACAAACCAAGAACCAAACCAAGAAACGACAUGUCCGGAAACAAAACGCGUAUAACCACGAUCCCGACGGUCUGAGAUCCCACGGUCCCAUCCGCGUCCUCCCCGACGUCCCCAUGAGCCACCGGACUCAGAUCAGCGACAAGUACAUCCUAGGACGAGAGCUCGGCCGCGGAGAGUUCGGCAUCACAUACCUCUGCACGGACCGCGAGACACGCGAAGCCUUAGCUUGCAAGUCGAUCUCCAAGAGGAAGCUCCGGACCGCCGUCGACGUGGAGGACGUCCGCCGCGAGGUCACGAUCAUGUCCACCAUACCCGAUCAUCCCAACGUGGUGAAACUCAAGGCGACCUACGAGGACAACGAGAACGUGCAUCUUGUGAUGGAGCUUUGCGAAGGAGGCGAGCUUUUUGAUCGGAUCGUGGCUAGAGGGCAUUACACGGAGCGUGCGGCGGCCACCGUGGCGAGGACCAUCGCGGAGGUCGUGAAGAUGUGUCAUAUGAAUGGUGUGAUGCAUAGAGACUUGAAGCCUGAGAAUUUCUUGUUUGCUAAUAAGAAGGAGAACUCUGCGCUUAAGGCCAUUGACUUUGGCUUAUCCGUGCUCUUCAAGCCUGGAGAGAGGUUUACAGAGAUUGUGGGCAGUCCAUAUUACAUGGCACCAGAAGUGUUGAAGAGAGAUUAUGGACCAGAGGUUGAUGUUUGGAGUGCUGGAGUUAUCCUCUACAUCUUGCUCUGUGGUGUUCCUCCGUUUUGGGCUGAGACUGAACAAGGUGUGGCUCUUGCAAUCUUGAGGGGAGUUCUUGAUUUUAAGAGAGACCCUUGGUCGCAGAUAUCUGAAAGCGCAAAGAGUCUUGUGAAGCAGAUGCUGAACCCUGAUCCCACUAAGCGUUUGACUGCUCAGCAAGUUCUUGAUCACCCUUGGAUACAGAAUGCGAAGAAAGCUCCAAAUGUUCCUUUAGGAGAUAUCGUUAGGUCAAGGUUGAAGCAAUUCUCCAUGAUGAAUAGAUUGAAAAAGAAAGCUCUACGUGUGAUAGCUGAGCACUUGUCUAUUCAAGAAGUUGAGGUCAUUAGAGACAUGUUUACACUGAUGGAUGAUGACAAUGACGGUAAAAUAACGUAUCCAGAACUCAGAGCUGGACUAAAGAAAGUCGGUUCACAACUAGGUGAACCAGAGAUCAAAAUGUUGAUGGAAGUGGCGGAUGUUAAUGGAAAUGGAUGCCUGGACUAUGGAGAGUUUGUAGCAGUGAUAAUACACUUGCAGAAGAUGGAGAAUGAUGAACAUUUCAGACAAGCUUUUAUGUUCUUUGACAAAGAUGGAAGUGGAUACAUUGAAUCAGAUGAACUAAGAAGAGCUUUAACAGAUGAGUUAGGUGAACCAGACAACAGUGUUCUAAUUGACAUAAUGCGUGAAGUUGACACUGACAAGGAUGGGCGUAUAAACUAUGAUGAGUUUGUGGUGAUGAUGAAAGCUGGAACUGAUUGGAGAAAGGCAUCAAGACAAUACUCAAGAGAGAGAUUCAAGAGCUUAAGUAUAAACUUGAUGAAAGAUGGGUCAUUGCAUCUCCAUGAUGCACUCACUGGACAAUCCGUUGCUGUUUGAUCUUUUAUACUUGCUUAUCUACCAAAACAGAAGCAAUCUAAUAAUGGCUUUGUUUUCCUCUGUUCAAGAAGGUUUUUAUCUGAGCUUUUUCAUAUGUAAUUUUGUGUUACUUCACUUUGCUUCUAGUGAUUCUUUUGAUUUGGGAAGUUGAAAAUUUGUAAUUUAUGGGCUUAGUUAGACUUUUUCGAAACUGAAGAAUGAAUGUAUUUGUAUGUAAUGUUUGUUUAAUUGUUAUAAAGCUUCUUUCUGACUUGCUUA